AUGUCCCGAUUCCUCCGUCCCGCAGCCCGCCUGGCGGCCUCUUCCAGAGCUGCCGUCUUCCGCUCCUCUCCUGUUUCUCAGUUCGUCAGCCGACCCGCUGCCUUCGCUGUGCAGUCAAGGACGUACGCCGAUGCCAAGGGUACCAAGGACUACACAGUCCGUGAGGCUCUCAACGAGGCCCUCGCCGAGGAGCUCGAGGCCAACGAGAAGGUCUUCGUUCUGGGCGAGGAGGUAGCCCAGUACAACGGCGCGUACAAGGUCACAAAGGGUCUACUGGACCGCUUCGGCGACAAGCGCGUCAUCGACACACCCAUCACCGAGAGCGGUUUCUGCGGUCUUGCUGUUGGCGCUGCCUUGAGCGGACUGCACCCUGUGUGCGAGUUCAUGACCUUCAACUUCGCCAUGCAAGCCAUCGACCAAAUCGUCAACUCAGCCGCCAAGACUUUGUAUAUGUCUGGUGGUAUCCAACCUUGCAACAUCACCUUCCGCGGCCCCAACGGCUUUGCCGCCGGUGUUGGUGCCCAGCACUCCCAGGACUACUCAGCGUGGUACGGCAGCAUUCCCGGUCUCAAGGUCGUCGCCCCUUGGAGCGCCGAGGACGCCAAGGGUCUUUUGAAGGCUGCCAUUCGCGAUCCCAAUCCUGUCGUUGUUCUCGAGAACGAGCUCAUGUACGGCCAGACCUUCGCUAUGUCGGAGGCUGCUCAGAAGGACGACUUUGUCCUCCCCUUCGGCAAGGCCAAGGUUGAGCGUACCGGCAAGGACUUGACUAUUGUUACCUUGUCCCGCUGCGUUGGACAGUCCUUGGUUGCUGCGGAGAACCUGAAGAAGAACUACGGUGUCGAUGUCGAGGUCAUCAACCUGCGCUCCGUGAAGCCUUUGGACGUUGAGGCCAUUGUCAAGUCUGUCAAGAAGACCCACCGCCUUCUUUCCGUCGAGUCUGGCUUCCCCGCCUACGGCGUUGGCUCCGAGAUCCUGGCUCUGACCAUGGAGUACGCCUUCGACUACCUCGACGCGCCUGCACAGAGAGUCACAGGUGCCGAUGUUCCUACCCCAUACGCUCAGGGACUCGAAGAGAUGAGCUUCCCCACUGAGAAGAUCAUUGAGAACUAUGUUGCCAAGAUGCUGCGUCUGUAA
This is a messenger RNA of Colletotrichum graminicola M1.001, 1134 nucleotides long. Its product is annotated as transketolase. The transcript has 2 exons. Gene Ontology annotation, molecular function: pyruvate dehydrogenase (acetyl-transferring) activity. Lineage: Eukaryota; Fungi; Ascomycota; Sordariomycetes; Glomerellales; Glomerellaceae. Gene Ontology annotation, biological process: pyruvate decarboxylation to acetyl-CoA. The coding region runs from base 1 to 1134 and encodes 377 amino acids. The record is from RefSeq and is a predicted model, not a curated record.